GCACCACUGUGAUUUAGUCCUACUUGCUUUUAUAUAAAUUUCAUAAAGUUGUACAGAUUAUUUUUGAUAAAAGCAACCCAAUCCACAGUGAUGUCUACAAUAAUGAGUCCAUACUCAUGGACAGAAGGUUUGGAGUCUCCUGUAAGAGAAGAAAAACCCAGAGCUGGACUCACAGCUCACGAAUCUCCAGCCAGAAACAAAGCUGAGCCACGGAUCCGGAGACCCAUGAAUGCCUUCAUGGUCUGGGCUAAGGACGAGAGGAAAAAACUAGCCAUCCAAAACCCUGAUUUACACAAUGCAGAACUUAGCAAAAUGCUGGGCAAAUCAUGGAAAGCACUCACUCCUUCACAGAAAAGACCUUUUGUAGAAGAAGCUGAAAGAUUGCGAGUCCAGCACAUGCAGGAUCAUCCCAAUUAUAAAUACAGGCCUCGGAGGAAAAAACAGAUCAAACGUCUGUGCAAACGUGUAGACCCCAGCUUCCUGCUCAACAACUUCCCCCACGAUCAGGCUCCUGGUCACAGUGGAAGAAUCUGUAGGGGGCCUCUGGAGGAGGAAGAGGAUAAAAGCUAUCCACCAGCCUCGAGACUUCCUGCAAUCAGCAGAUUCAGGGAUGCACAGAAAACAAAUGGUAACUUCGACAACUACGGGCUACCUACACCCGAGAUGUCCCCUCUAGACGUAGUGGACGCUGAACACAGUUUCUUUCCACCUCCGUGUACAGAAGAUUCUCCUUCUCAGAUGAAUGGAGUGAUAUAUCAUUCAGAAUACAGCCAAAGCCCCAUUCGAUGUGGAAAUCUGAAUCAGAUCUCAAUCCCCCAAAAUAGAUCUCCCAUGAUGCACCCUUCAGCCAGCCACCCCCCACCGCCUCCUUAUUAUAGCCGAGUCCAACAUCCAGCCUUCCAGUCCAUGAAUUCAAGCACAUCAGUCCACCUUUCUCCCCCACGUGACCACCAUCACCUAGAUAACCUGGAGCAUAUCAGCCAGGCUGAGCUUUUGGGGGAAGUGGACCGCAAUGAGUUUGAUCAGUAUCUGAACACCUCCAGUCAAUUAAGUCAAACAGGAAUGGUAAUGAAUUCACACUUACCUGAUGUGAGUCCAUCAGGAGGCACAAGUUCGGAGAGGAGCCUAAUUUCAGUCUUAGCUGAUGCUACUGCGGCAUAUUAUAAUGGCUCCUAGUCCAGAUAUUAGUAGACUAGAACUUUACUGGCCAAUAACAGUAUUAUUUACAAAGAUCUUUGGACUGGAAAUAUCCUCAGGGUUUUGAAAUGAACCAUUAGUGACUUUCAUAAGUGAAGAACCAAAUUAUUUAUGUAGGUAAAUUUCUUUUUGACAUUUUCUAAAUGAAAAAGGCUCUUGUGUGGUCUUUUUAGUGGUUGUAAACAGGUUAAGAUGCAUUUAAUAUCCAAUGACUACUUAAAAUUUGUUAGUUUGCAAGCUUCUGCAUUAUAUAUAAACAUCUAUACAUAGAUCUUUACUUGCAUUUUUCUUGUCAUUGUUUCAUUAUGUCCAAAAUAAAUAAUCUAACGUUUAUUUUUCUUUAAAAAGGAUUAUGCUUAUGCUCCUUCACAAUUAAUGAUCCACAAUCAAAAUUGCAUGCUCAUAAGUUUCAAAGAUGUACAUUCCCUCAGUGUCAUUAUUUGGUCAUUAGUUGUGGGGAAUCAGUAAGCAUUCACCCAUUUUCAUAAAAGGAAUUUUGCCUCCCUCAGGUGAUGUCAGUUGACACAUUGAUUUAUAUUUAUUUAUAAUUAUUGUUUCAUGAAGCUUUAAAUUUUCCUUGAUGUUUCAUUUUUCCAUUUUGGCAACCUUAAGCAAAAAAGUAAAUGUUUCCAAUAAAAAUAAACGAUUUUUAGACACACUUGCUACAAUUGGGGAAACUAAAAAUAGAUCACCUAGAUAUUCUAUUUCUAACUAUGAAGCUGUCCAGAAAUCAGACUUGAAGGAUUCAAAAUGUCCAUUCACUAUACUAAGAUGUGUUUCAAUUAUUCAGUAAUUUUUCUGAACUAUUCUGGUUUCUUAUGAAUCACUACAUCUAUAUAUAAAGGGAAGAGACAGAAUACUAUUUAAAAAACAAAUAGAGCCUUAUGCACUUUAGAAAUUGUUUUGUUUAUCAUAGGUGUAUCAAGCUUGUUAAUAUUUUAGAAUUCUUAGAAAUAUAGUAAUAAGAAAGGCUAUUUGAAAUAUAGACGAAAUUCAUCACAAUUUAGAUCGUUUUGUAUUUCUCAAUGGCUAGCAAUGCUCAAUUAUAUCAUUUUCAAGGUGAGCAUCCUACAAUUAUCAGAAGGCAUUACUUUUGGAUUACACUUUAAGAAAAUUCCUGCAUUGUCAUUUGGUCAUUAAUUUUGUUUUUGAUACCACGCCAUGGUUUGUUUACAGUUUUUUCUGCUUUGUGGAAUAUGUACACAAUACCUAUAAAAAGUGUCAAAUUAUCACUUUAAAUUGAUAGAAUUUGUUUUAAUACUGAAAUUUGCCUAUUACAUAAUUAUGAGAUGUCCUACUUUGAUGUAACUGUAUAUUCCUAAACAUGUAUAUUACUUUCCCAGUUUCAGUUUAAUAUUUUAAGUGUUUGAAGUGCAGCAGUUGAAACAAAUUUAUAGCAUUAUAAUCCAGUUGUGUAACUGCCAACUAACCUAUAAAUGAUCUCCUCUUGAAUUAGUAUACAUUUGUGAAGUAAUGUUCUGCUAUAAUUUAAAAUCUAUUCACAGAACUAAACUGUACUGAAUUUUGUUUCAUUGAUUUUUAAAAUAAAGGAAUGAG
Molecule: messenger RNA, 2754 nt
Organism: Pristis pectinata (smalltooth sawfish)
Lineage: Eukaryota; Metazoa; Chordata; Chondrichthyes; Rhinopristiformes; Pristidae
Product: transcription factor Sox-7-like
Exons: 2
Coding region: 91-1176 (361 amino acids)
Biological process (GO): anatomical structure morphogenesis; regulation of DNA-templated transcription; cell differentiation
Molecular function (GO): DNA-binding transcription factor activity, RNA polymerase II-specific; RNA polymerase II cis-regulatory region sequence-specific DNA binding
Source: RefSeq, a predicted model, not a curated record